Molecule: messenger RNA, 5993 nt
Organism: Styela clava
Lineage: Eukaryota; Metazoa; Chordata; Ascidiacea; Stolidobranchia; Styelidae
Source: RefSeq, a predicted model, not a curated record
AGCAUCGAGCAAGUGUUAUACGCAUUAUGCAUUGAAAGUAAAAUAAGUUAGAGUAAAUCAUAUUUUGUCGGUCAGUAGCCAGCUUAUGAGUAGUAAAUUGCAGCCUAAGAAGUCUUUGCAGUUUGUUAUUCAAGUCGCAGCUGAUGCAUUUUUAAAGCAAGGCCAAUUUAUUGGAAUUGUGCAAAAAUUCAAAACAAGUAAUGAUUACGAUCUUUAAAGUAUGUCAUUAAAGUGACUAUUGUGCUAUCGUACUAGCUGAAAUUUAUUUUAUUCUUCACGUCAACUAUGGACCAUGCAUGAAUCGUGAUUAAGAAACUGAAUAUGAAAAACGAAACCAUUGGUCCUUUAUAUUCCUAUUAAUUUUAUUUAGGCAUGUCGUAGGACCAGUAUAAAAGCCUGGGGCGUACAUUGACUCGACGAAAAAAAAACGAGAUAUCUGCGCAGAAUUGAAAAAAAAAAUCAAAUUUUUCUUACAGAACUUGCUUCUGAAAGAAACAUAUCUGAUGGUUUUGAAAGUAGUUCAGUUUACUUGAUUUGUCACUGUGCAAGUGAUCCACGUAAAUAGUUUUUUAAGUAUGUCAGUUUAAUGAUGUUUUCUUUGUCAAAGUUUUACAGCAGUUCAAGUUGAAGUUGAUAAUCUAUUGACUCACACUAUCUGCAAAUUAAAUCAGGGUCUAAAAUUAUUUCUCAGAUCAUAGUUUUACAAGUAAUAUCUUAGAAAAGACAAAAAGGGCUCACGAAUAGAUGUUAUUAAAAGAAAAUAAAUAUACUUUAUAAAUUUGCUCCAGGGCCAACUCCGCUAAAUAGCCAAUAUGGCAAUGGAUUAUAAAAUGUUAAUUAUAUUUCCAUUGUUCUUUUCUGUGGUUUGGGGAGGAAGAGGCACACCGUCACAGAAAAUAAAAUAUGAAGGAUCUAAAGAUUUAUCCUCUGGUAUAAAUGUUAUGUGGAAAGUAGAAGAAAAGAGUAUAGUUUUAAAGUUGAAAUACAGAGCAACAGGAUGGGUUGGCAUUGGAUUUUCAAAAUCAAAACAUCCACAGAGUAUGGCUGAUUCUGAUAUCACAAUAGGCUGGGUUACUAUGGGCAAUGCGUUUGUGUGGGACGCUUACGCCAAGACAAACGGAGUUCCAGAUGUUGAUAAAAAAUCAGAAGUGGAACUGAUUAGUGGAAAGGAAGAAUCUGGUUACACUACAAUUGUUUUCAGGAGACCAAUCAUUGCAAUGAAUGAUGAUGACGUCACAAUUCAUAAAGGUGAAAUUGGAAUUCUUUGGGCCUAUGGAAGAUCAGAUGUUACAGGAGGAACUUUGAGCGUUGUAGAUUAUCAUGCGAGAAGAGGUUAUACAACUCUAACAUUAAUCCCCACAGAAGAAAUCGCUAGUGAACCAAGUCUUCCAGACCCAGCUAAACCAGAAAGUCCAAAAGAUGUUGAAGAUCAUGAUGACGCCGAUGAUGAUGACGACAAACAAGCUCAUGAACAUGAUGAUAAAGAUUUGAAUCAUUUCAUUUAUCUGGAUGCAGACAAGAAACUUUUCCUUCGAUGGGGAGUCAAAGGUCAAGAAAUAACUUUCAAGUUGAAAGGAGAAACUCUGGGAUGGAUGGGAAUAGGAUUAUCGCCCGGACAUGGGAUGACAAAUUCAGACCUGAUGAUUGUUGGAGUUAACAGAGAAGGAAAAGCAUAUGCAUAUGAUUGUUUCGCUCCUGAAAAUACUACUCCGUCGGUUGACAAAACCCAGAACGUUGAAAUCAUUGAAUAUGAUCAGACUGAUACUCAUACAACAGUCACAUUCAAAAGAGCUCUUGUUACAGAUGAUGAAAGCGGGAACGAUCGAUCAAUACAGACUAAAAAUGCUCGCUAUAAACAGAAUGCUGAUACGUAUUUCCUUUGGGCUUAUGGAUUGUAUGACGUAUUAGGAGCACCAGGUAUCGUCAACUAUCAUUUUGGACGACGAGGAUACUUGAAAUUGAAUCUGCUUCAUGGAGAGGGAGACGGCGUAAUAUUAUUGUUAAUGUUUAAUCAUCUAUUCACAGAGGCAAUGAAACCAGCUGAAAGCCCGAAAUCACCAGAAGGUGUUGAAAUGGAAGAGAGUGAAGUACCAGAAGGCUUCAUUUCCGUUAAAGGAUACAAGAAACUUGAUGAAGCCGGAGAUGUUGUUCUACAAUGGAGUACUGCUUAUACUUCUGAAGCAGUAAUUUUUAUACAGCUUUCAGCCCCAACAACAGGAUGGGUUGGACUUGGGUUUUCUCCUGGUAAUACUAUGAAGGAUGCUGAUUUAAUUGUGGCAGGAAUAAAAGAUGGAACUCCUUACAUUUUUGACUUACAUGCUACAAGAAAUACUUUACCACUGGUGGACGCAAAUCAGGACGUGCUCUUAUUUCAAGCAGUUGAGGAUGGGCCGAGAACAAUCGUUAUGAUGUUGAAGAAAUACAAAAGCGGAGACACAGAAAAUGAUAUUGAUAUUAUGGCAGGAAAAAUGAAUGUGCUUUGGGCAUAUGGAGAAACAGAUGUCGAUGAAAAGUUGACUCGAAUGAAUUACCACGGGCGAAAUAGAGGGCACGUUGAAGUAGAAUUCAUACCGAAUGAUACUAGCGCCAUUCCAGAUAUUGAAGAUCAUGAUGAUCACGAUGAUGAUGAUGAUGACAAACAAGCUCAUGAACAUGAUGAUAAUGAGUUGAAGCAUUUCAUUUAUCUUGAUGCAGACGAGAAACUUUUCCUUCGAUGGGGAGUCAAAGGUCAAGAAAUUACUUUCAAGUUGAAAGGUGAAACUAUGGGAUGGAUGGGAAUUGGAUUAUCGUCCGGCCCUGGGAUGACAAAUUCAGAUCUAAUGAUUGUUGGAGUUAACAGAGAAGGAAAAGCAUAUGCAUAUGAUUGUUUCGCUCCUGAAAAUACUACUCCUUCGGUUGACGAAACCCAGAACGUUGAAAUCCUUGAAUAUGAUCAGACUGAUACUCAUACAACAGUCACAUUCAAAAGAGCUCUUGUUACAGAUGAUGAAAGCGGGAACGAUCGAUCAAUACAGAAUGCUGAUACGUAUUUCCUUUGGGCUUAUGGAUUGUAUGACGUAUUAGGAGCACCAGGAAUCGUCAACUAUCAUUUUGGACGACGAGGAUACUUGAAAUUGAAUCUGCUUCAUGGAGUGGGAGAGGCAAUGAAACCAGCUGAAAGCCCGAAAUCACCAGAAGGUGUUGAAAUGGAAGAGAGUGAAGUACCAGAAGGCUUCAUUUCCGUUAAAGGAUACAAGAAACUUGAUGAAGCCGGAGAUGUUGUUCUACAAUGGAGUACUGCUUAUACUUCUGAAGCAGUAAUUUUUAUACAGCUUUCAGCCCCGACAACAGGAUGGGUUGGACUUGGGUUUUCCCCUGGUAAUACUAUGAAGGAUGCUGAUUUAAUUGUGGCAGGAAUAAAAGAUGGAAAUCCUUAUAUUUUUGACUUACAUGCUACAAGAAAUACUUUACCACUGGUGGACGCAAAUCAGGACGUGCUCUUAUUUCAAGCGGUUGAAGAUGGGCCAAGAACAAUCGUUAUGAUGUUGAAGAAAUACAAAAGCGGAGACACAGAAAAUGAUAUUGAUAUCAUGGCAGGAAAAAUGAAUGUGCUUUGGGCAUAUGGAGAAACAGAUGUCGAUGAAAAGUUGACUCGAAUGAAUUACCACGGGCGAAAUAGAGGGCACGUUGAAGUAGAAUUCAUACCGAGUGAUACUAGCGCCACUCCAGACCCAGCUAAAUCAGAAACUCCAAAAGAUAUUGAAGAUCAUGAUGACCACGAUGAUGAUGACGACAAACAAGCUCAUGAACAUGAUGAUAAGGAGUUGGAGCAUUUCCUUUAUCUUAAUGCAGACGAGAAACUUUUUCUUCGAUGGGGAGUCAAAGGCCAGGAAAUUACUUUCAAGUUGAAAGGUGAAACUAUGGGAUGGAUGGGAAUUGGAUUAUCGUCCGGCACUGGGAUGACAAAUUCAGAUCUAAUGAUUGUUGGAGUUGACAGAGAAGGAAAAGCAUAUGCAUAUGAUUGUUUCGCUCCUGAGAAUACUACUCCUUCGGUUGACAAAACCCAAAACGUUGAAAUCAUUGAAUAUGAUCAGACUGAUACUCAUACAACAGUCACAUUCAAAAGAGCUCUUGUUACAAAUGAUGAAAGCGGAGAAGAUCGAUCCAUACAGAAUGCCGAUACGUAUUUCAUUUGGGCUUAUGGAUUGUAUGACGUAUUAGGAGCACCAGGAAUCGUCAACUAUCAUUUUGGACGAAGAGGAUACUUGAGAUUGAAUCUGCUUCGUGGAAUGGGAGAAGCAAUGAAACCAGCUGAAAGUCCGAAAUCACCAGAAGGUGUGGAAACGGGAACGCCCAGAGGUCCAGAAGGCUUCAUUUCCGUUAAGGGAUACAAAAAACUUGAUGAAGCCGGAGAUGUUGCUCUGCAAUGGAGUACUGCUAAUACUUCUGAGGCAGUAAUGUUUACACAGCUUUCAGCCCCAACAACAGGAUGGGUUGGACUUGGGUUUUCCCCUGGUAAUACUAUGAAGGAUGCUGAUUUAAUUGUCGCAGGAAUAAAAGAUGGAACUCCUUACAUUUUUGACUUAUAUGCUACAAGAAAUACUUUACCAAUGAUGGACGCCAAACAAGACGUUCUCUUAUUUCAAGCAGUUGAAGAUGGGCCAAGAACAAUCGUUAUGAUGUUGAAGAAAUACAAAAGCGGAGACACAGAAAAUGAUAUUGAUAUCAAGGCAGGAAAACUAAAUGUGCUUUGGGCAUAUGGAGAAACAGAUGUCGAUGAAAAACUAACUCGAAUGAAUUAUCACGGACGAAAUAGAGGACACGUUGAAGUAGAAUUCAUACCGAGUGAUACUAGCGCCAUUCCAACCGAUGUACAUUCGCCUGGAAGUCCAAAGUCACCAAAAUUAGAAACAGACAGUCCCGUUUCUGUAAAACCGCCAAAGGUACCGGAUGUGACUGGAAUGUCACCACCAAGCCAGUCAGGACCAGACAUGGCAAAAUCUCCAUUGAGUCCGGUAACUCCGGAGGAUACAAAUAACGUUGGAUCACCGAUGAGUCCCAAUACUCCUGAGGAUGGUAAGUCUCCGCCGAGUCCGGAGAGUCCAAAGAAACCUCCUCAGAAAAUUCAGCCCGUUCGACGUGGAAGAAUUUUACAGGGUGGCUCUAAUAAUAUUGACAAACUAUUCGAUGACGACAAAAUGUAUAAACAAGCAGUUUUAAAUGUUGCACAUAAAGUGAAUCUCAAAUGGGCUUAUAAUAUGGACUACAUCGUGAUUCAGAUAUCGAUCCCCACGCAAGGAUGGGUUGGAGUUGGAUUUUCUCCGGGACCGAAUAUGGCCAGAGCUGAUAUUGUUAUUACAGGAGUAAGACGGGACGGAGUUUAUGCAGUGGACGCAUUCGCGAGCAGAAAUGGUAAACCGCAUAUUGACUCGUCACAAGAUAUCAAGGUUCUCAGAUACGUAGAAACCGCAGGCGUAACGACAGUUACUUUUGCAAGGAAACUGGAUACAAUGGAUACUUUGGAUAACAAGAUUGGUGAUAUCAAAUACGUGAUAUGGGCAUAUGGAAGAGCUGAUUUUGCAAAGAAGCCAAGAAACUUUUACCAUGGAUCCAAUAGAGGAGCAAAAAUGCUGACUCUUAUUGACGGACCAGGUGGUUUGGCGGCAGAUUUUGAAAUGAAUCCAUUAGUGCUUGUACCAGGAAAUUUGAGGUAAACAAAAACAAGAAUGAAGUUUAUUCGUCAGAAGGAAAGAAAGAGACUUAUGCUAGUUUAUACCAAUGCCUCAUCAUUUUUGUGCAUUUAGAUUUAGACAGUACUUUGAUACUUUGAGCCAAACAUGUCAUAUGGUUUUGGCGUGACGAGUUACGUCGAAUGAUACAGAUGGAAUGUAUUAUUAACAAACCACCAAAAGAAACUAGUUGGAAUGACCAAAUAUUUGUUGCAAUGUCUGCAUUACAUGCAUCAUCCAAUUUUUAAUUAUAAUUCUUUUUAAAUAAAGUGAAACAUAAUCGAA